CUUUCGAUUCGACCACAACGGUCAGGGUUGUUUUGCUUAAAGGCCGGAAGGUUCGCAACAACUUGAACAUGCGUGAUACCGCUAUAUUUAUGUUUGACAUGAGUAUUGCGUAACUCUACACAGAAGUACUCAAUCGUGCUUUGUUUGGCUGUUGCUUUUAAUUAACAUUUUCUUGAAUACUUUUUAUUUACUAAAAUGGAAAAUAUUCCAAACGAAACAGAUAUUUCUGUUAUUUUUCGAGUCUGGGAAGAAGGUAACAGUGAUCCACACCAUGAUCCCAUUCCGAUUCUAAACAGGUUGGCUGAGCUCUUUGAGCUAGAAACUGAAAAUUAUUUGAAAAUGGAUCCAGAUCCUUUUGAUGAGCGUCAUCCAUCUAGAGCAGAUCCAGACUGUGCCCUUGGUCACAUGCUAAAAGUUAUUUUUCGAAAAGAUACUUUCAUGAACAAGUUAGUGAAUGACUAUCUUCGAGAUAAUUAUUACUCUCGCCUGGGAAUAUCAGGCAGAAACGUCAGGGAUCUGAAUGUUGCUGCGUGCCGAUUGAUGCUAGAUAUUACCCCUGGACUAGAGACAUCUGCUGUGUUUGAAACUCCAAGCAAUGAUGCCCUUGUCAACCGUUUAUUUGCUUGGGCAAGGGAGGCUCCUGAACCUCUUCAAACCUAUGCCACUGGGUUAUUGGCAGCAGCCAUGGAAGUACAGGAUAUUGCAGUUGUGUUUCGGGAAAAAAAUUCUCAAAUGGUCCCUUUAAUGCUAAAACGUUUGCAUAUGCUCCAAGCUCAAGCAAGUGAGGAAAGACUGGCAGCUAUGAAUUCCAGUCGACCUUUUGCCCACCUCGGAUCAAAAUCUGAGCUCAAAUCAGAUUCUUUAGUUUCACCUGCAAUUAAAAAGAAAAAAACAGAUGCCUCCCCGCUUGGAUCAAGUAAAGAAAAUGGAUUAAUGAGUCCACCUCACUGGAAAGGAGGGGCAACUACUCCUCUUGUCAAUGGUGAAAAGACAGAAAAGGGUGUUUCAGAAAACCAAGGACGCUCGUCUCAAGUCAAAGAACAGAGUGAGGUAGGCAAAACCACACCAAAGGUCAAGUCCAACAUAGCUGAAGAGGACUUACCGGAGGGAGUUGGCCUUCUGCCACCUACCACACCUGGGCGGGAGCCACCUUGGUCUCGAAGUCCCAUGAUGUCUCCACCUCAUGCAAUUCCGCAACAUUCAGUCUUACGUAGCCCAUAUCAUACUUCUAGCAAUUUAAGUGAAUGCAGCAACUCUUCAUGGGCUGAGAUGGAAAACAAUGUCAUUGGAUCCAUUCAAAUGUAUCCACUCACAAUAGCAACCCAACAAAUGUUUAUAUUACGUUAUCUGACACCAAUGGGAGAGUACCAAGAGUUUCUUAGCCAUGUUUUUGAACACAACGCCUUAGAACUUAUCUUAAAAUACUUAAAUAUCAAAGAAUCUAAAGAUGCAAGACUUGCUUUUGAAGCUUUGAAAUACUUAGCAUCUCUCUUGUGUCACAAAAAGUUCUCUAUAGAAUUCAUAAAUGUUCAAGGUCUUCAGAGGCUGCUUGAAGUUCCUAGACCAAGUAUAUCAGCAACAGGAGUAUCUAUUUGCCUCUAUUACCUAGCCUACUGUGAAGAUGCUAUUGAAAGGGUUUGUCUCCUGCCCCAACAUACCAUAUCAGACCUAGUCACGUAUGCAUUGUGGCUUUUAGAACGCUCUCAUGAUUCUGGUCGUUGCCAUGCCACCAUGUUCUUUGGACUCUCAUUUCAGUUCAGGGUAAUCCUGGAAGAAUUCGACAGUCAGGAUGGCUUACGUAAACUGUACAAUGUGGUAAGCACACUCCCAAUCAUGACCACUGAGGAAGAGCAUGCCUUGAAUGAGGAUGAAGAAUGUUCUGCGCGUCAAAUAGUACGCCAUGUGUGCGUGGCUCUAAAAAGGUACUUUGAAGCUCAUUUGUGUAUCCGUGCAGAGCAAGUACGAAGAGCUCACAUGCGAGAGAGUGAAGACCACCGGCACCUGCAGCAUGUGCCCUCAUAUAAAGCGUCAAAGUGUACCCCUGAGGAGAUUCAGGAACAAAUUGAAACUCUUCUCCAACUGAUGUCCUUUAGAGCUAAUUGGGCCCCUGUAGAUGGAUUGCUUCGUUUAGGUGGGGUGACCCUGCUCCUGCAGGUGAUCGCUUUCGCCUACGAAUGGAACUACUCGGGCCGGUCAGUACGGGAUGCUGAAACUGUCCGUAGUGCCCUUGAUGUGUUAGCCAUCUGUUCAGUUAUGCCACAAGUGCAACUUCUUUUUUGUGAACAAGUUUCUAUGCCUGAUGAAGGCCUAACUGUGGCAAUGACCAUUAUUUUGGGUGCUGCAGAGGGGGAAAUAGUGGCAGACCCUGAUGUUCAGAGAUCUGCUCUGUCAGUUCUUAUUAAUUGUGUUUGUGCUCCAAUUCAUAGGGUUGGAGGCACAAUUGCUCGCUUUUCUGGGUCUGGGUAUGCACGAAAGAAAGCAAAUUUCCGGCUGAGCGAGGAUGUUAUUCUGAAAAUGUGGGACAGUGUGCGAUCUAAUAAUGGAAUAAUGAUAUUACUUACUUUGAUGACUGUUAAGACACCUAUAACUGAUGCUGAUUCCAUCAGAGCACUAUCCUGCCGAGCUCUUGCUGGUUUGGCACGAAGUGAAACUGUGAAACAGAUAAUUGGCAAACUCCCUUUGUUUACUAGUGGUCAACUUCAAAAUUUGAUGCAAAAUCCUAUCCUUCAAGACAAACGCCAAGAGCAUGUUAGCUUCCAGAAAUAUGCUCUUGAAUUAUUAGAGCGUGUUUCUGGUAAAACUAAGCCAUCAGGGAAUGAGUUUGAAAUAUCUCUAGCCAACAUUCACAGGGCAAACGUCAUUGCUCAGACACGCAUCCAUUUCAAUGACAAGCAGCUUUACCAGUUAAUACACCAACAUCUUUUAUCAAGAGGAAUGACAGAAAGUGCAGCUGCACUUCUGAAAGAGGCUGGGCUACCUGCUCCGAAACCUAGCCUGCCCCUUCCAUUAGCAUAUUCUUAUCAACGCACUUCUGUACCUAGCGUAAUUAGGCCACGGAUGAACAAUUCUCCGUUGACAAGCCAUCAUCACCUGCAUCGUCUUCCUUUGUCUUCUCCCCACCUUGCAUCCCUCUCCUCUCCUUGCUCCAGUCCAUCAAGUGUAGGAAGCAGUGGACUUACUCGGGGAUCUGCUUCUAAUAUAUUAGGCAGUGGAGCUUCUUUAAACAGCCCAAAUUCUCUGGCUAAUGUUUCCUCUCAGUCAGCUAUUAGUGAAGGGUUGACUCCAACCCCAAUCAAAUUAAGUUUGGCAAGUCACAGGAAAGAAUCAUUAUAUUCAAACAGCCCUGCUGGCAAGUCAUUACAGAAGCAAAUAACAUAUGAAUCCCCAUCUCUAAUUGCUUCACCCAUGCAAAAACCAGCAGCUGCCAUCACUGCAACUAGUUUAAUUCCAACUGCUGAAAAUCAGGUGUCGUUGGAUUCUAUUAUCACUGAAUAUCUCACAAAUCAGCAUGCCCUUUGCAAAAAUCCCAUGAUUACCUGUCCUCAGUUCAACUUGUUUGAACCACACAAGUGUCCGGAUCCAAAAGCUAAGAGAAAUGCACCACUUAAUUUCACACUAAGACAUGUGCGCCGUUCUGUGUACCCAUCUUUUGAUGGCCCAGAGGGUAUUCGUCUUGAUAGACGUCUUGUUCAUAGUAGAUUUUGCCCUGUCCGAACUUUCCGUCCAGCUGAAGAGGAUAGCUUCUACACCUGCUGUGAAUUUCUACCAAAUGGGCAACAACUUGUUGUGGGAACAUAUCAAGGUGAAGUUAAAUUGUAUAAUUUACAAUCAGCUGUGCAAGAAGAGGUAUCUGUCCAGUGCCAUGAUUCCUAUAUCCAUCAUCUGCAAGCCCAUAAGAAUGGAAAACUUUUAUUAAGUUCUUGCACCUGGCGACAACCAUUGUCAGCCUUGUGGUCCAUUAACAACACAACAUUUGAAUCUAAGUAUAAUCUAUCUCAAGAAGAGUAUGUUGAAUUUAGUAAGCAUGAACAAGAUAAAUUAAUAGCAACCAACAGUAAUGACCAGACUGCUACGGUAUAUGAUUUGGAGACUGGAAAAAAGAUAUUGACACUCAAGCCCACAGUGUCAAACCAGUACAAUAAAAACAAGGCCACUUUUAGUCCUACAAAUGAAUUAGUUCUAUCUGAUGGUGUUGUAUGGGAUGUCAACUCAGGAAAAGAAAUCCAUAAACUAGACAAGCUGAACCAGAAUUUUAGUGGUUUAUUCCAUCCAAAUGGCUUAGAAAUUGUCUCAAACACAGAGGUUUGGGACCUCAGAACAUUCCAUUUAUUAAGAACAGUCCCAACUUUAGACCAGUGUGAAAUAGUCUUCUCUCCAGAUGGAGGUGUUAUUUAUACAUUUUUAGUAGAAACAGAAAAUGAUGACUCAAAGGAUGCUUUUGAGUCAUCAUUCCGCACUCUUGAUGCCCAUGAUUAUUCCCCAAUUGCCACUAUAGAUGUUAAAAAAAAUAUUCAUUACAUUGCUUGCAAUAAGUAUGACACCCAAAUAUGUAUUGUUGAAAAUGUAGGGAUGUUUGACAAUGUUCAAGAGUCGAGUGUGCGGGUUUAUGAUGUAGGACGUCGCAGAGCUGAUGACGACGAAGCGGAGGAUGAAGAAGAGGAUGAUGAUGAUGACGAUGAUAUGGAUGAUGAUGAUGCAUCAUCGGAGGAUAAUUUAAAUGCAAAUGGUCUCAUGAAUCUUAUUGAUGAACUAGAUGUUGACGACCAAAAUGAGGGGGAUGACGAUGGAGAGGGAGGGGAUGAUGACGAUGAAGAUGAUGAUCAGGGAGAUGCUGAAGACGAUUCAUCUUCUUCUUCAUCAGAUGACAGCAAUGAUAUAGAAGCAGUCAGCAUUGCAAGUUCUGAUUCAGACUUUCUGAACUACCUUGGCUGAAAAAAAUUAAGUGCCUUCUUCACCCAAGUGAAAAUUUCAAGAAAUUAGUGUGAAUUUUGGGAAGUAUUGCUUAACUUUUCAAAAAGCUGGUUUACAUUAAUCGUACUUUGAUAUUUUCUACCUGUUAGAAUGAUAUCUUUUGGAACUCUCCGAACUGAUUGUAAACAUGAAGUUGUAUAUUUUUUUAUCACAUAACUAUGGGUCUGUUUGUGCAUUUGAUUCUUUGCCAAGCCUAGUCAAUGAGCUGUAUUGAAUAAUCUUUUAAUGAAGUACCACAAAAUUAAAAUGAGGUACUUUCCUAUUUAUCUUCUUCAGAAGACUUGAUGUGAUCAGGAAGUUGUAACAAAUUUUGUUUUGCUUGGGAACAUUUUAAAAAAUUUAUAGAAAACAUGAUUGGAAAUCUUAACACCAUUAUAUAUGAUAUUCUGUACAGGCCAUUUUUUCUCUCAAUAAAUGUAUUAUGUGAUUGACUGUA
Molecule: messenger RNA, 5407 nt
Organism: Frankliniella occidentalis (western flower thrips)
Lineage: Eukaryota; Metazoa; Arthropoda; Insecta; Thysanoptera; Thripidae
Gene: mahj
Product: protein mahjong
Exons: 26
Coding region: 196-4932 (1578 amino acids)
Biological process (GO): protein ubiquitination
Cellular component (GO): nucleus; Cul4-RING E3 ubiquitin ligase complex
Molecular function (GO): protein binding
Source: RefSeq, a predicted model, not a curated record